Messenger RNA from Mizuhopecten yessoensis (Yesso scallop), 760 nucleotides. Its product is annotated as glyoxylate/hydroxypyruvate reductase A-like. The record is from RefSeq and is a predicted model, not a curated record. Lineage: Eukaryota; Metazoa; Mollusca; Bivalvia; Pectinida; Pectinidae. The annotation marks the transcript as partial. Gene Ontology annotation, molecular function: NAD binding. The transcript is spliced from 7 exons.
UCACAUAACAACAAUGUCGGGAUGUCGACCGGCUGUAUUUGUAGCAAGUUCUAUUAAAGAUCUGGCCGGUGUCGUCGCUCGGCUGUUACCAAAAGUGGAAGUUAAGGAUUUAAGUCUACAACCUGGAGAUAACUUGUCUGACGAGGAUUGGGCUGAUCUGAGAGACAAUGCUGAGGUAUUAUUCGCUGAUGUGCCUAUCAUCAAAUCGGCGCUGUUUACCAGUCCCAGACUCAAGUGGGCUCACAGCACGUGGGCAGGCGUUGAGCCUCUCAUAAAAAUCGUCGAUCCGCGGCAGCCACCGGAUGUUAUUGUCACAAGAACCGGAAGUGGAUUCGGCAAUUUUAUGGCAGAAUAUGUCCUUGGUCAUAUAAUUUCGAUAGAAAGAAGAUUUUUACAGUUGGCUGAUGAUCAAAAAGCAAAGGACUGGAGGCCGCACCUGUACAAACAAGAUGUCCGGUCGCUGUCACAGCUACGACUUGGUAUACUGGGAGCGGGACAGAUCGGCAACCAAAUCGGCACCUUAUGUAAGGCAGUCGGUAUGGAAGUUUGGGGACUGACAAGAUCUCCGAUAUCUAAUAACCAUGGUCCCUUAGACGCUUAUAGGACAACUGACCAGUUGGCUGACAUUCUCCAAAACUGUGACUACAUCUGUAACGUGCUUCCUUCCACACCAGAAACAAUAGGCCUUCUGUCUGGAGAUGUCUUAUCUCAUUGUAAGGCAAAGGUAAGUCCGGAAGUCAUAUCUCUUUGUAAGGCAAAG